Lolium rigidum is the source of this 1146-nucleotide messenger RNA. Its product is annotated as GDSL esterase/lipase At4g01130-like. Gene Ontology annotation, molecular function: hydrolase activity, acting on ester bonds. Lineage: Eukaryota; Viridiplantae; Streptophyta; Magnoliopsida; Poales; Poaceae. The record is from RefSeq and is a predicted model, not a curated record. The coding region runs from base 1 to 1146 and encodes 381 amino acids. The transcript is spliced from 5 exons.
AUGAGGAUCGCGUCCUCGUGGCAGCUGCUCCUGCCGACGGCUGCCCUGGCGCUGUGCUGCUGCUUAUGCCUCGGCGCCGCGGCCAGCGAGAGGCGGUGCAAGUUCCCGGCCGUGUUCAACUUCGGCGACUCAAACUCCGACACCGGCGGCUUCUGGGCCGCUUUCCCGGCGCAGCCGCCACCGUUCGGCGUCACCUACUUUGGCAGGCCUACUGGCCGCGCCUCCGACGGCCGACUCGUCAUCGACUUCAUAGCUCAGGCCAUGGAGCUGCCGUUGCUGAGCCCCUACCUGCAGUCCGUCGGCUCCGACUUCCGGCAUGGCGCGAACUUCGCCACGUUGGCCUCGACGGCGCUGCUGCCCAACACGUCAGUCUUCGUCACCGGGAUCAGCCCCUUCUCACUCGCCAUCCAGCUCCGACAGAUGAAGGAGUUCAGCCACAGAGUGAUCACCUCCGCUGCCAGCAGUGGACAGCUUCCCUCGCCAGAUGUUUUCGGGAAUUCUCUGUACACGAUAGACAUUGGCCAAAAUGAUUUCACCUCCAACCUAGCAUCCAAGGGAAUUGAAUAUGUGAAGCAAACUCUUCCUUCAGUUGUCAGCCAGAUCUCGGGGACAAUACAGGACUUAUACAGCAUCGGGGCACGCAAGUUCAUGGUGUUUAACAUGGCUCCAAUCGGAUGCUACCCAGCUUUCCUCGUGGAGCUUCCGCAUAACGGCAAUGAUCUUGAUGAGUAUGGCUGUAUGACGACCUACAAUAGCGCGGUUGUCUACUACAACAAACUCCUCAACAACAGCUUGGCCAGGGAUAGGAAGACACUGCAGGAUGCGUCAAUCGUGUACGUAGACAAACAUUCCAUCAUGCUCGAGCUGUUCCAGCAUCCAGAAGCUCAUGGGUUGAAGUACGCGACAAAGGCAUGCUGCGGAUACGGUGACGGAGCUUACAAUUUUAACCCUGAUCUCUAUUGUGGUAACACCAAGCUUGUUAAUGGCCAACCUACAAGUGCGACGGCCUGCCGAGACCCACAAAACUACGUGAGCUGGGAUGGGAUCCAUGCCACGGAAGCUGCAAACAAUAUCAUGGCUUCUGCAGUGAUGAGUGGCUCCUACUCAUAUCCGCCUUCUGAACUUGUAAAACUUUGCGAGUCAUAG